AUGGCCAAGCAAUACGACGUCUUGUUCCGGUUGCUGCUGUUGGGCGAUUCGGGCGUGGGCAAGACCUGCCUGCUCUGCCGCUUCACCGACAACCAGUUCCACCCCACCCACAUCUCUACCAUCGGCGUUGACUUCAAAAUGAAAACCAUCGAAGUAGAUGGCAUCAAGGUGCGGAUCCAGAUCUGGGACACAGCAGGGCAGGAGCGGUACCAAACCAUCACCAAACAGUAUUACCGGAGGGCACAGGGCAUCUUCUUGGUCUAUGACAUCAGCAGUGAACGUUCCUACCAGCACAUUGUCAAAUGGGCCAGCGACGUGGAUGAGUAUGCACCUGAUGGCGUCCAGAAAAUCCUCAUUGGGAACAAAGCAGACGAGGAGCACAAGAGGCAAGUGGCCAAAGAGCAAGGGCUGCAGCUGGCCAGGGAGUACGGAAUGGACUUUUACGAGACCAGCGCCUGCAGCAACCUCAACAUCAAAGAGUCCUUCACACGGCUGACGGAGCUGGUGCUGCAGGCACACCGCAAAGAGCUGGAGGGGCUGCGUGCCCCGCCCCGGACCCCCACCCUGGCCCGGCUGGAAGAAAGCGAACAGCAGCAGCCACCCCCGAGCAGUGAGGAGAACUCCAAAACCUGCUGGUGUUGA
Indicator indicator is the source of this 642-nucleotide messenger RNA. RefSeq names its product RAB15, member RAS oncogene family (gene RAB15). Gene Ontology annotation, molecular function: GTPase activity; GTP binding. Gene Ontology annotation, biological process: Rab protein signal transduction. NCBI's taxonomy places the organism in Eukaryota, Metazoa, Chordata, Aves, Piciformes, Indicatoridae. Bases 1 to 642 code for a protein of 213 amino acids. The transcript has 7 exons. The record is from RefSeq and is a predicted model, not a curated record.